Molecule: messenger RNA, 1824 nt
Organism: Eufriesea mexicana
Lineage: Eukaryota; Metazoa; Arthropoda; Insecta; Hymenoptera; Apidae
Exons: 9
Coding region: 1-1824 (607 amino acids)
Source: RefSeq, a predicted model, not a curated record
AUGUCAACGAUGACAUGUUUCCUCAUAAAAAAUGGAAGAAUGAAUAACUGCUGGGAACUGUAUCAGGAACUUCCUACAUUCAGUCGUUGGAUUUACAACCGCGAUUACCAGCUCUUCAAGCUUCUCAGUGAUGCCGGAAUUGGAGUAGCUAUAAGCCAGUUCAAAUCGACACUUAAUAUAUCGCAAUUUUUGCACACUAGAUAUUGCAACUUAGGCAUAUUUUUGAAUCUACAAUGUUCGAUUGCAGAUAAGGAUGUUGUGAAAAUUUUUUACGAGACCUCGACCCAUCAGAUGUUUGACCAUUUGCAUCAGUGGUUGAUUUUGGGAAAAAGUAUGAAUCACAUUGUCAAAUUAUUAAACGACAGCGCAUUUAGCAUCAUCACAGAUGUUGCGAUAGCUGUACCAAGAAAUGAUGAUUAUAUUCUGUAUGAUGUGUAUAAUCAUUGCAAAGCUUGUGGAGGCCUAUUAAAAAUCAUAAAACUUGGUUCCUGGUCCAGAGAUAAUGGAUUACAUAUUAUUCUACAAAUAGAUAAAUUCACUAGGAGAUGGAACUAUCAUAGAAUGAGGAUCAAACUUUCUGGUAUUGUAACAGUUAAACCUGUCAAUCAAAGUUUAGUGGAAUACCUCCAUGAGCGUAAUGAUAUUUAUACCGACCAUUGGGCGAAAUUCGGAUUUGCUAUCAUGGAACGCAUUAAAGACAUAUUCAAUUUCACUUACGAAAUAACAUAUUUAUCACAUUGGGAGGAAAAUGAUACAAGCGGACCACUUCAUAAUGCUUUCAAGAAUAAUAUUGCCGACUUGGGGUACUUCCCGUUAUCUAUAACAAUGAACAGACUCGAUAAUGGAAAUGUACUCGUGCAAUUUUCUCCUACAAGAACUUGCUUUAUGCUUCUUACUAUGCCUGCAUCAAAAAUGGACAUGAACGUACUUUUUAGGCCAUUCGAAAAAAAUGUUUGGUACAUGAUCAUUUUAUUAACAGUCAUUAUACUUCUUGUUUUAUGGGUAGCCUUUAAACUUGAAAAGCAUGUUGCAAACACUGAUUAUGAUACAACAGGUCUUAUUAUUGUUGGUGCAUUCUGUCAACAAGGAUUACCAUUUGAAAACAAUCAAUUUUCAAGCCGCGUUGUUUUCCUUCAAACGAUGAUCUUUGGUUUACUCGUGUAUAACUAUUAUUCAGCAGCAAUAGUAUCCAGUAGGUUGUAUGCACCUUUGGAAAGAAUGAAUGAUUCAUUGUUUUCAUUAGUGAAAAGUAAAAUGAAAGUUGCUUCGCAUAAAAGUAUCUAUUUUAAUGCUCUAUUGGGUACUCCUACAAAAGAAGUAAAAUUUUUUAAAAAAUACUGGGAAACCAUACCAGAAGAAGAAAGAUUUUAUUCAAUACCAGAGGGUGUAAAAAAGAUUACGGAGUUUGGAUUUGCUUACCAUGCAGAACCUUACCUAGUUUAUCCAGUUAUAGAACGUGUUUUUGAUAAUAAAAUGAUCUGUCAACUUAGUGAAGUUCAUUUGCUUCGGCCUACUGCAUUAGCUUUAUGGUCAUCUCCAAAGAGCAAAUUUCACGAAAUAACGAAGAUUGGUCUUAUUAGGAUAUACACUUCGGGGAUUCGACAAAGAGAACUGAAACGUUGGACUACCAGACAACCUUAUUGUGAUAAAGACAAAUACUAUGUAUCAAGCGUGACGAUUUAUGAAACAACACCAAUUAUACUUAUCUUACUUGUUGGCAUUAUUUUAUCAGUUAUUAUUUGUUUUGUGGAAAAUAUAAUUUUUCGUACAAUACGAAAAAAGCAAGGACAAAUAAUAGAAACAAAUAAUACUAACAAAAAAUAG